Messenger RNA from Alternaria alternata, 1483 nucleotides. RefSeq lists its product as hypothetical. The transcript is spliced from 5 exons. Lineage: Eukaryota; Fungi; Ascomycota; Dothideomycetes; Pleosporales; Pleosporaceae. The record is from RefSeq and is a predicted model, not a curated record. Bases 108 to 1172 code for a protein of 354 amino acids.
GAUAACGGCAACAAGGAGUUGUCCCCUAUGUGCUGAACUAUAUCCUGAGAUCACGCUGCUCCAACAAUUAGACCAUCAGUGCCACCACUGGGAUCAGCAUUUCUAGCAUGUUUUCUAAGCGCAAAGCUAUGGACGCUGGAAAGCGUCCUGCAUUCCACGAAGGCCAUGCAGCGCCGUUGAUUCAGAUUCUGGCAUGGCUCUUUCUCGUCUUCUCGAUAUUAGCUGUUACAGCGCAGUUUGCCACCAAGAAAGCUAUGGCUCGGCAAUUUGUACGAGCUGACUUCGUACUGUUAGCCGCUUUGGUUCUGUCCGUAGGACAGGCAGCUACACUUCUUAGUCCUGCUGGUCAGCCUAUCGGGAAUCUACAGGCUGGUCUCUCACCAGAUCAAAUUGACGGGGCCUGGAAGGCUUUGUUCAGCAGCGAGAUAUUGAGCGUGCUUACCAUCAUUGCCGCCAAAGGCUCACUGCUCGUCUCUCUUGGGUCAGUGACACCGGUCGCUGGACACCAGAUGAUGAUGCGCGCAACGGGCGUUCUGACACUACUAUGGGGAUUGAGUGCUGUCUUUCUCUUCGCCUUCCAGUGUCCAUCGCCACAGCGAUGGGAUAUUACGAACCCAAAAUGUAUGGAUAUCCGCGCCAUACGAACGUACAAUGCUGUCAUGAAUAUCACGACUGACCUUGCGCUUGCAAUUGUGCCGACACUGAUGGUACUACCGCUGCAGAUUACAUCGGAGAAACGCCUGACACUCGUCACUGGCUUUUGGUCACGCAUAGUUGUCGUAUUCGCCUCCGCUGCUCAGAUCGGAUAUAUCCGUAGCCUACCCCAACAAAGCGACCUUCUUCACUCGAUCUGGCGCAUCGUCGUAUGCGGACAAGUAGCUCAAGUCGCUAGCAUCAUGACCACAACGAUCCCCUUCCUGAAACCUUUUAUGAUGAGCCUCGACUCGGGCCUCUGGAGCGCCAACCAUGCUGGUGUUGCUACUACGUCAAGCUAUGCAUCUGCAGUUCGUACAGGCCAUUUGUCGAGCUAUGUCAAGAUUGCCAGUCAACAGAGUCGAGAUCCAUCGAUCGUGAAAGGAGACAAGGAUAUCGAUAUCUGGGUACGCAAGGAAAUAGUGGUAAAGAGAGAACCGAGUAUCGAGCUGCGAGAUAUCGGAGGGAUUGGAAGAUAACUACGAAAGAAGGGUCUCUUUUGUUACGGUACCUUCAGCUAUUCAUUGCGAGCAGGUUUAGUGUCCCAUUAUCUCAGAAAGUUCGUUGGACUCCAAAUCAUCUUGUUGUAUGUUUUUGGCGUGAAUCUCUCAUUCACCUUCACUCCCACGCAGCACGCUUAGACGUCCCGCGUAGUCCACCUGACUCUUUCCUCAUCGAGAGCAGUGACGUAGCGUCAAAAACGCGCUCUUACCUCGCAAGCCAAAAACUCUUUCCACGACUAUACCUCCCACCUUCCUUCUCUAACCAUACCACCUCAACCAAUACCCGA